Messenger RNA from Gambusia affinis (western mosquitofish), 6631 nucleotides. RefSeq names its product ephrin-A5b (gene efna5b). NCBI's taxonomy places the organism in Eukaryota, Metazoa, Chordata, Actinopteri, Cyprinodontiformes, Poeciliidae. The transcript is spliced from 5 exons. Bases 1965 to 2639 code for a protein of 224 amino acids. Gene Ontology annotation, biological process: axon guidance; regulation of actin cytoskeleton organization; ephrin receptor signaling pathway. Gene Ontology annotation, molecular function: ephrin receptor binding. The record is from RefSeq and is a predicted model, not a curated record. Gene Ontology annotation, cellular component: external side of plasma membrane; plasma membrane.
UUAAAUGUGUAAACAUGACCGGAAUAAAAACUGUAAACAUAAAUGAAAAAAAUAAAAUAAAAAGUUAUAGAUAAAAUUAUACUUGAAAUAAUGUAUGUUAAAUAAUAAAUACCUUAACUUUCUUUUCUUGUUUUUAACAGAGAGAAUACUUGAGUAAUCAGUGUGGGGAAUUAUGUUUUUAUGCUUGUUUUGUCUCAAUAAGCAUGUAAUAUAUAGAAAAAUCUGAGAUGGAAAUAAAACAGAAAACUGCACUAUCUUAUAUGAUUUAAUAAAAAAUAAGGUACAACAAAAAUGAUAAAUAAAUGCAAUACAUAAUACCAAUAUUAUGUGUAAUAUUUGCUAUUUUUUUAUUUGUAUUUCUUUAGAUGUGCCGUUUUCAAUAAAUAGUAAAAGAUACUUGCUCUUUUUCUUUCUUCACUUUCUUUUCUUUUAUUUCAUUUCUUUUCUCUUCUUCUUCUUCUUUUUUUUUUUUCUUUUACACCGCGCCCGUUUACAUGUAAUUAAAUAGCACCGAGCGCAGCUUAUCUGCCGGAUCUGUCAGUGGAGAAUGCAAAAAGCGCUCCCUGUCCUGGGCACCUCGCUCCUCUGCCCCCUUCCAGCUCCACCUUUCUAUAAUUGAAUUACCUCGGUUUAAGAAGUGGGCGGGGCUUAUGCCUGCUGGAGUCACGCCCAUUCAGAUCGUGGCAAACCAAUGGGACUAUCCCCCGCUCCGCCGUAACCAAACCCACUCGCUCAGUCGGCGUCUGGAGCUUGCGUGGAGCUGCUACCUCUGUCCUCCUUCUUACCCAGUCCCUUCGUGUCCCGGAGUUUUCCCCAAUCCCCUAAAAACACAAGAAAAAAAAAAUCAACAACCAAAAAAAACCCAAAAAAAAAACAACAACUAUAUAUUUAUAGAUAUAGCCUAUAUCAAAAAACAACAAAACAAAAAAGAACGGGAGGGACGACAACAGACCACGCACAUUGGAGGGUGCUGCGAUUUUUCCACUCCCGUACGUUGCAAGAUGGCUUAUAUAUGAGGAGGACACUUUGGAAUGCGGAGAUAAAAUCAAGCGUCUCCAGAAGGGAGAGAGAGAGAGCGAGAAGAAGAGAGAGAGAGGGAGAGAGACAGACAGAAAACACAACACGGCCACAGAGACGGACUCCUCCCCGCCUCGGCCGUGACACCUCCGGCGGAUCACAGCGAAGAGGAUGACAGUGUUUCAUUUUUUGUUUGUUUUGGGUUUGUUUUGCACGGCGAUCUAACGCUGUCAGUCAUCAUUUUCCUCCGGCACGCACUGACUGACUGACUGCAUGGCUUCAGAAAGUUGCCGGGCUAAUAACGUGGACAUCUGACUUGCGCCCUCACAGCGUCAUUGGACCACAUUAAGCCCCCCUCUUUCCAUCACGUCUCGGACUAAUCUGCGCUUUUUGCGUUUGGAGUGAAGGGCUGAGCAGUUGUCACUUUGGCCCUGACACAGGCUACACCCAGCAAGCGCAGGGGGGGUUUGACACGGUACAGCGCCACGGGAGACACCGAGUGUUCUGCUGCGCAUUGGUGGCUUUCUGUGCUGGUCUCACUUGUUUGUGCAUCAGAGGGUGGGGAGGGGGGGGACCACAUUCUGUCUGGAUUCCCCCGUCCUGACAAACCGGCAGGAAAAAAAAGACACAUGUUUUCAUCGGGACUGUUGACGCCUUAAUUUUUGUAACUUCACAUUUCCGUCAACCUGAACAAGUGUCACCUCAUCCGUCCUCCCCAUUGAAUGAUCACAUUUGCCUCUUUUCUUUCGCGCGAUUCUCUUUCUGUUCGCAUUACGUUGAUAGCUCUGAAGCAGAAGCACCGGUCCACAUGUGACUGAGGUCAGGUCACCUGUCCCGGUUCAGGCGCCCCGUUUCUCCUACCUGCACCAUCCACCCGCUCCACAUAUCUGAUCCUACCGAGCGAUCGACACUGACACGGAAUAGACUAACGAAGUUUUGCUGUAGUGAUGCUGCAAGUGGAAAUGGUCCUCUUCGUCUGCCUGGUGCUGCUGAUGUGUGUUUUAAGCCAGGAGCCCGGAUCCAAAGUGGUGGCUGACCGCUACGCCGUCUUCUGGAACCGGACCAACACCAAGUUCCACCGUGGUGAUUAUCACAUCGACGUGUGCAUAAAUGACUACCUGGAUGUCUACUGUCCUCAUUAUGAGGACUCCGUGCCUGAAGAGCGAACAGAGCGCUAUGUUCUCUACAUGGUGAACUACGAUGGCUAUAGCACAUGCGACCACACCGCCAAGGGCUACAAGCGCUGGGAGUGCAACAGGCCGCAUUCCCCCAACGGGCCGCUAAAGUUUUCAGAGAAGUUCCAGCUCUUCACUCCCUUUUCUUUGGGCUUCGAGUUUCGACCAGGCAGAGAAUAUUAUUACAUCUCCUCCACCGUCGCUCCCAACGGGAAGAAAACAUGCCUCAAGCUUAAAGUUUUCGUCCGACCAUCAAACAGCUGUCUGAAAACAGAUCGUGUUUUUGAUAUAGAUGACAGAGUAGAAAGUACGUUACCAAGAGAUGAAACUAGCCAUGAAACGGCUGCCCCUUCGCGGAGUGAAACGAACGCUGCGCAACAUCUGCAGAAGACAAGUUCUCUACUUGCUUUGCUGCUGGUCACCCUAGUGGGACUCUUUACUUUAUAGCGCCUCCCUCUGUGCUGGAGGUCAUUUACACCUAGCGUGGCCUGAAUCUACCCUAGGCUGCAGGGUAGUGGGUGGGAUGUGGGUGGAUUGCAUUUGCUUGAUCGGGCAUAAAAAGCAGGCUUCUCACAAAAAAAAAACCCUCUAUUUUUUUCAGAAGAAAAAUUAAGUGGUCUUUCUCCUUCUGUGAGUUAAAAAAGUUGAUGCUAAAAGUGGGAGAGAAAGUACCCCCUCUUAUACCUUCAACUAAUAUGCCAAAUCCCAAUUUUUUGACACUUAGUGAUUCUUAAUUUCCCAUGACAUUUACCAUCACGCUACAUCGUAUUUAUGUCAUUGCAGCACUGAUGUUUACCUAUGAAAACUAAGUUCAGGCAGUUUAUUGUGCAUACACACAGGCGGCACACCAUUGCAACAAUUCAAAAGCACAUUCAAAAACAGCAGCCGAUAGCAGCAGAGUUAUGCAGUUUUAGACAGUCGCCGUAUACACAGUGGAUCAUUGUAGAUUCUAGGUGUUAGAAAUUAUUGUAUAUACAACAGACAGAAAUGGAACGUUUCCCUGAGAUCUCUCAAGAAGCCUUCUAAAGCUUAGCUUAAGCCAGAGAUAGAUGUAGUUGUUCAGUUUUUAACUAAGACAGAAUUCAGAAAUACGUAAAAUAUCUGACAUGGAGCAAAGUGACUUACAAUCUCUCAUUUUUUAAACACGGUGUCCUCUUUCCCCAUACUAUGAUGAGUUGUUGAAUGUUCUGGACGAGUAAAUCCUUUUCAAAUCAGCAAGCAACCGUUUCUUUCUGACAAACCCAAUGAAAAUGGCCAAUAAAACAUUUCUAAAAACAGGAUUCUGUUCACUCAAACUCACAAAGCCAAAACUAAAUUGAAACUUUCUCUCCAGACACUUCGUUAACCGCUGUUAAAAUCGAGAAUCAAUACCUUUUGAAACUUGAUAACACAAUUUCACGGCAGCAGUCACAGCCAUUUGUGCAAUGUUUACGGAGCUGGGCCGCAAUUGUUUUCUCUGUUCCAGUUGAGCAUUAGUCAAUAUUAACACUCCCAUAAACAUUUGCAUCCAAAGCUAUUUAUUCCCUGGCUAUUGAUUGUUCAAAAAGGUUCACAGCUUAAACUGGGUGGUGUUUUCUUAUUAUUUUUUAUUUUGCUAAACUAUCAAGUUAUUUGACUCAAACAUUAUCUUUAACUAUGCAGAUAGUUGAAACUUUUUUAGAUCCUGUCAAAUGAGAACAAUAAAAGAUGCUUAAUAAGACUUUCACCUUACACUACCACGCUUUUUUUAUUCUUCAACAUGAUCAUAGUUCAGUUAAAUACUUAUUAAAUGCUUAUCAUGUUCAGAUUGUUACAGUUGGUGGAGCAUUAUAACGACAAAUGCAUAGCUCCAAUUAGAGGAGAGUAAACAGAAAAAAAAAACAUAUCCAUUAAAAUUAAGGCAGCUCUGUUCAGUUUGUUUAUGUUACCACUUAGAUUCAGAGUAAUUUACUGAUCAGCAGCAAUGCUUACUUCCACAGAAACACAAGGGGAAUUUGCAUAUUGACAGUGUCUUAUUCAAAGAAAGGUUUUUGCUUCCUUGAAAGAGGUGACCUUUACCCAAAGGGAUAGCUCAGGAUUUUUCUGUUAAAAGAUCAUAAGCGAUAAAUAUCUUUCCCACAGUAGAGAACUCUUUUGUGUCUUCAUUUGGUUAAAAAUCCCCAUCAAUCAAACCCAGACUCUGGCUCAUGACAAAUGAUUUUUGUUGUUUCUUAUUUUUUCCACAAAAGCGGUGCAAUAAUUUAAGAAAGCUGAUACUACAGUCAGUUCUGGUUUGAUUUUCACAAGCAGUGAGUCAACACAGAGCUACAUCAUUUCAACACUGUAAAUGUCUGGUUCUGGCCACAUUAACAGAGACAAUUUAACUACACAAAUAAUAUUUAUCUACCCUUUUCCUGCAAAUAGAUUACCUAAUAUCACCAUCUUAAUUUAUUGAUGCUGUUUUAACAAGCAGGGUCUCUCUCCUGCUAUUCCAACUUUUUGGUAAUUUUGAGGCUCUGUGUUUUGAAUUACAUAGAAUGGACAUAAAACUAACUGUGAAGUAAAAAAUUAUUUUAUGUUUAAAUUAGUUGCGAGCUUUUACUGGCUCAGCCACAGCUCUAGGUGAAAGGAGCUCUUUCCUGUGGUUCAGUUCAAAGUUGAAUAACAAGUUUAUCUGUGCCAGAGCCAGAAAGUGCAGCAAUGGGGAGAGAGACAAACUGUGAGGAAGACACACUAAUAUUAGUGUAACCUUGAAACCUGUUUAAGGUAAAAACCCUUAGUAAAUUAAAUUUUUUAAAGUAACUUCAAGUCCAUGGCAGUUUAUCUGUACAGUGUUUCAUGAACACCUAAACUGUCUUUAUGUUUGCAUUGGACAAUAGCAACUAUUGUCCAAUGCAAUAGGACAAUAUUGUCUAUUAUGUCAAUUGACAUAAUAGACAAUAUUAUGAAAUUGACAGAGAAAUUGACAUAAUAGACAAUCCCCCUUUUUUGUGAAACAAAAUGGAACUUGCCAACCAUUUACAGUCAGAGUAACUACCUUAUAGAAUAGUAAUGCAUUGUUAAAACACUAUAAAAAUAGUAUAAAUUAACACUAUAAUAUUUGGGAGUUUUUCUGCUGCCGUAUUUUAAUAUCAGUUACUCUGACCAUAAAUACUUUUCACACAGCACCCUCAGUUGCAAUGCCCUUCCAUUUUUAGUUGUAAAUAAUUGUUGUCUUCUGUGUGGACAACUGCCCAAAUCAAAAGUUACAGUGGUUUAAAGGUUCAUAAAAGUUGUUUUAAGAUGAUAGCAGUACACUUUGGUCUUGGCCCUUCUUUGACAAACCAUUAGUCUCUGGAAUGAGCUAAUAAUAUGGAUUUAUGCUGAAUUAAGACAUUAUGAGUACAUAUGACCUUUUAAUAGAACCUCACUUCAAAAUUCUUUAGCUAUGUCUUUAACUCUACUGAAUCUAGUACCAUGUCAAAGCAGCAAGUUAGUAAAAGGCUCGGAAAGAUGGACAGAAUGAGAGAAAUACAGCAACAAAAAAGGAACACACGAGCAAUUGCGCACCCACCUUCUGCUCCUACUGUUACUUGUUUAAACGACCCCUUAAUGAGGUUCAAAAUGACAGGCACGCAGACCCCAUGUUGUCGCAAGGGAAGUUUUUCUGGUAUUAAAAAUAGAUGAUGGAAGGCUUAGUGGGGGAGUCUCGGAAGUGUAGAUUUUUACUGUGGGGGGUUUUAAAGCACCAAUGACCUUGCAGUUCAAGAGAGCUGGCAAGUGAAGGAGACAGAGAAGAAUUAUAUGGAUAGAGGCUUACACAUACAAAUACACACAGGUUUAAAAAGACAGUCGAUAAAAAUAUGAUUAGUGCCUAACAAAACACUUUUAAACAAAAGAACCUAAAAACUCAUUCAGCACUACAGGCCAAAAAAUCUAUUCAAUUCAACGACAAACAUGCUGUCUAGCACCAUUCAGCCUCAGAGGCAUGCACUGUUUUGGGUUUGCUUUGUUUUUAUUCUGUGACUGUGUUUUUUCUGUUUUUUAUAUAUAUAUAUAUUUUUUUUUUUCUUUCAUUUCAUUUCUGAAAAACAAUGUUUGCCUUCAGCCAUUUGUUCCUUUUAUAUACGUCAGUAACAAUGCUAUUACAGCAGAAUAGCAGCUCAGCUACAAGAGGUAAUAUGAGACAAGGCCAUUUAAUGAGGUACUAAUUUUCAGAAUAUCACCACGGGGACAUGAGCACUGCAGAAGAUUCAACAUGGACGCUUGUCUGCAGGCUAUAAUCAGAAAACAGCUUCAGUUUUAUUAUUAUCAACACUAAUUGCCUUUUUUUUCUUUUGCUAUCAAUACCAUGAUCUUUCUUUUUUUUCUGCACACAACCCAAACCUGGGAAAUGAGAAUCAACUUAUAUACUGGAUACUGUGUAUCCUGAGGUAGACAACCAUACAACAUAGUAGUGUUAGGUUAGUAUCUGUUUUGUACCUUUCUGGAGGACAAAUAAA